Messenger RNA from Morchella sextelata, 1221 nucleotides. RefSeq lists its product as uncharacterized. The transcript has 3 exons. The record is from RefSeq and is a predicted model, not a curated record. The coding region runs from base 1 to 1221 and encodes 406 amino acids. Lineage: Eukaryota; Fungi; Ascomycota; Pezizomycetes; Pezizales; Morchellaceae.
AUGUCCGAAACACACAUCGAAAUCCUCGUCCAUUCGGCGGCACCAACUUCCAAAAGUGAAGAUGACAAAAUCAGAGCACAAGCAUUGUCAAUCCUCAGCUUUAUGCCAGAGAAGAGAACGCAUAUCACUAGUCUUACCUUUCCUAAGAAGGGGGACCAGGUACAGAGAGAGUUGAGGGCGUUAAAGAAACAUGGCGAAGAGCCGUCCUCUUCUGAGAGUGUAUCCACGGCUGUAGCUGGGGAUUCUUAUGAAAUAUUAUUAGAACAUAGUGUGGAAUCUACUGCAGAUGAACAAUAUGUGAUACCUCGCCUAUUAUCACCCCUCAUUGAUUACAGAGGAGGAAUACCUCCUCUGCCACCAACUAGUACUCCGGAGGAUGUAGCUCAAAACCCAAGCUCGGUGGAAUCUCACAGGCUUCUAAGUCUAGACGAGGAUGGAGUUGAAUCCGACAGUAGCUAUGCCACCUCCCGCUUCGAUUCAUGGGAGUCACCACCUGCCAGUAUCCCAGACUCACAACCCCCGAUGCCCAGUGAUCCAUUCGCUGUACCUGCAGCUCGUGCUGAAGGGGCAUAUACCGAUGAGACAGAGGCAACGGUUUUCCCGGCACUUCCAGGUGUUUCAUUCUGCUACAACCAACCUCCAACCACAAGCACACUUACCCCACUGUCCCCACGCCAUGAGUCCUCAUUAGCAGUCUCAGACUACUCCUUAAGCUCCUUGCAUUCCAAUUUUGCCUCACCCUCGGUCCAAAACAAUAAUCCGGAAUCACAUCCCCUAAGGACACUUCUCGCCACUGAUGGGGCCUACGAGUUAAUCUCCCCUCCCCCGGACACAAACUCUUCACCAGUGCUCAUAACUCCGCAAUUGCGAGAGAUGACAGAUGUAGGAGACCUUCUAGUUGGGAAAUAUCAGAAGCUCAAGCGGAGCCAAACUAGGGAGCUACGGACGUGGGAGAGAGGUCAUUGGAGGGUCGAUAUGAACACCUGGGAGAGCCCCAAUAAGAAGAUUAAUUUCUGGAACAUAUUGAAGGAUAAUGUGGAGCAUGGAAGGCUGGGACCUGUCAAUGCGUUCUUGGAUGAGGGGACUGGAGAUGUGGUGAAGGUAUAUUGCCAUGGUGGCAUGGCGGAGCAUCUAUGGUGCGCAUUAUUUGUCAUGAGCUCCAGAAACUCGCGAAACGCCACAUGGAUUGAUGCAGGUGAUAACGAAAUCAUAGUGUUUUGA